This is a messenger RNA of Salpingoeca rosetta, 1440 nucleotides long. Its product is annotated as aldehyde dehydrogenase. The coding region runs from base 6 to 1259 and encodes 417 amino acids. Gene Ontology annotation, molecular function: aldehyde dehydrogenase (NAD+) activity. The transcript is spliced from 11 exons. The record is from RefSeq and is a predicted model, not a curated record. Lineage: Eukaryota; Choanoflagellata; Craspedida; Salpingoecidae.
CAGGCAUGCUGAUGAUGCACAAGAUUGCCCGCCUCGAAUACGUGCCGCUCGGCGUGCUCGGUGCAAUUAUCCCGUGGAACUACCCGUUCCACAACAUGUACGGCCAGAUCAUCUCUGCCCUCUUUGCCGGCAACGGCAUCGUCCUCAAGGUCUCCGAAUACGCUUCGUGGUCGAGCCGGUACUACCUGAGCAUCGUGCACGCCGCCCUUCGCGCCGUGGGAUACAGCCCAGACCUCGUCCAGGUUGUGACGGGCUUUGGCGCGACGGGCGCUGCGCUGGUGAACGGGGGCGUGGACAAGGUCGUGUUCAUUGGGUCGCCCGGCGUGGGGAAGCUCGUCAUGCGCGCAGCAGCGGACACCCUCACCCCCGUGGUGCUGGAGCUCGGAGGAAAGGAUGCAGCCGUUGUCUGCGAGGACUGCGACUUUGGACAGGUGGUGAACCUUGCCCUGCGCGGCACGUUCCAGAACUGCGGCCAGAACUGCAUUGGGCUCGAGCGCAUGAUCGUCCACAAGGAUGUCUACGACAAGUUCGUCGACGCCCUCGCCGCCAAGGUCGGAGCCCUUCGCCAGGGCGCGCCCCUGGCCGGGGACGUGGACUGCGGCGCGAUGACGAUGGGCCGUCCGGCUGCGGAGAAACUCGAGAAGAUGGUCGAGGAGGCUGUCAGGUCUGGGGCGCGGCUGCUCGCUGGCGGCCACGUCAACACCAUCGCCGGAUGCAGCGGUGGAUUCUUCCAGCCAACCCUCCUCGUGGACGUGACACCUGAUAUGCACAUUGCACAGGAGGAGACGUUUGGGCCGAUCAUGACACUCAUGCGCGCCGAGGACGAUGAAGACGCAAUCCGCAUUGCCAACAGCGUGGAGUAUGGCCUUGGCUCCAGCGUCUUCUCAAAGAAUUACGCGCGCGCUGAGCGCAUCGCAGCGGCGUUCACAACCGGCAUGUGCAAUGUCAACGACUAUGGCGUCAACUACCUCUGCCAGUCCCUUCCGUUCGGCGGCGUCAAGAUCUCUGGGUUUGACCGGUUUGCCGGGGUCGAGGGGCUGCGUGGGUGCUGUCACAUGCGGUCCAUCACCACAGACAAGUUCUACGGCGUCCGCACAGACAUCCCGCCCCCACUCCAAUACCCGCUCACCGGCUCUGGGUUUGAGUUUUGCCGCAACCUGGUGAACCUGUUCUACAGCAGCACGUGGCUGCAGCGCAUUGGCGCCGCGUACAACCUCGCCGUCAUUGGUGCCACGGAGAAGAAGCCAAAGACCAACUGAUGCUCAGCAGCAGCAACAACAGCAGGUUCUGCUUCCACAACAACGUCACGUGUAUGAAUACAUCAUGUGCACGCGUGACAAGGGUGGCUGACGUGUUGCUUGUGGCUGUGGACAUUGUGUUGGAUGUUCCCUACUAUCGAAUGUAUAGUGUGUGUGUGUGUGUGUGUGUGUGUGUGUGUGU